UAGUUUUGUUCAUGACAACACCUGAGUUUUGUUCCUAUCUUGUAAUCCGAUGAUGAUUGAUGAUAUGUGCUCUGUUUCUUGACAGUUGAUGGAAUAUUCGCAUCUAUUAGACAUGGCAGACAAAACCGAUGACCCUUAUAUGCGCAUGGUGUAUGCCUCAUCAUGGGCUAUCUCUGUGUACUAUGCUUUCCAACGUACCUGGAAACCGUUCAAUCCAAUCCUCGGAGAGACUUAUGAGAUGGCUAAUUACAAUGGUGUUAACUUCAUCUCUGAACAGGUCAGCCAUCAUCCGCCAAUGAGCGCUGGUCAUGCUGAAAACGAGCAUUUCACUUAUGACUGUACAUCAAAACUGAAAACAAAGUUUCUGGGCAAUUCCAUUGACGUUUACCCAGUAGGAAGGACACGAGUGACACUAAAAAGAGAUGGAGUGGUUCUUGACUUGGUACCUCCUCUAACCAAAGUUCACAACCUAAUCUUUGGACGAACUUGGGUGGAUUCUCCUGGGGAAAUGAUCAUGACCAACCUGACCACAGGUGACAAAGUUGUGCUGUACUUCCAACCGUGUGGCUGGUUCGGAUCUGGUCGAUAUGAAGUGGACGGAUAUGUCUACAACGCCUCUGAGGAGCCCAUGAUACUCAUGACCGGUAAAUGGAACGAGUCCAUGAGCUAUCAGCAGUGUGAUGGUGAAGGCGAACCUCUCCCGGGAACCGAACUAAAGGAGGUCUGGAAACUCGCUGAUGUUCCAAAGGAUGACAAGUACCAAUACACACACUUUGCUCACAAGAUCAACAGCUUUGACACUGCCCCGAAAAAGCUGUUGCCCUCUGAUUCACGGUUACGCCCUGACAGAUACGCGCUAGAGAUGGGCGACAUGUCCAAAUCCGGCAAUGAGAAGAGCAGCUUGGAAGAGAGGCAGAGAGCUGAAAAGAGAACCCGCGAAGAGAAAGGUCAAAGCUUUACUCCCAAGUGGUUUGAUAUAACCGAAGAAGUCACUCCUACACCAUGGGGGGAUCUUGAAGUUUACCAGUUCAACGCAAAGUACUCAGAACAUAGGGAAGCUGCGGAUAGCUCUGAAGACAACACCGACCCUAAGUCAAUCCAGUUCAACCCAUGGCAAUUUCAAGAUUUGUCUACUUAAUGAAUCGCUCCAAAAUAUCAAAUAUUUUGAUUACAAAUGUUGUAAUUCUUAACCGAUAACUAAUCAAUAACUUAAUGCAUUUUAUCAUUUCCUGAAAUAUUUUUUAA
Molecule: messenger RNA, 1245 nt
Organism: Brassica napus (rape)
Lineage: Eukaryota; Viridiplantae; Streptophyta; Magnoliopsida; Brassicales; Brassicaceae
Product: oxysterol-binding protein-related protein 3B-like
Exons: 7
Coding region: 89-1138 (349 amino acids)
Cellular component (GO): cytosol; membrane; intracellular membrane-bounded organelle
Molecular function (GO): sterol binding
Source: RefSeq, a predicted model, not a curated record